This is a messenger RNA of Strigops habroptila (Kakapo), 742 nucleotides long. RefSeq names its product GIMAP family P-loop NTPase domain containing 1 (gene GIMD1). The transcript is spliced from 3 exons. Gene Ontology annotation, molecular function: GTP binding. Lineage: Eukaryota; Metazoa; Chordata; Aves; Psittaciformes; Psittacidae. The record is from RefSeq and is a predicted model, not a curated record.
UGAAGUCUGAAAGAGGAAUUUAAGGGAAAAUACGGUUUGGGGAUAAAAGCAUAGAAAAUGGAAAGCAGCAAUGAGAUGACCAUCAACCUUGUUGUCCUUGGAAGAUCUCAGAGUGGCAAAAGAGCUGCUGGGAAUAGCCUGCUGGGCAGCUCAGACUUUAACAGUUAUCACUCCUUGAGCUCUGUGACUACAUGCUGCAGCCUUGGCUGCAGCUGCUGCAUUUUGGGGAUUAUAUGAAGAAAUGGCUGUGAGCUAGCUCUCCAUGUUCAAGUACGUGACACUCCAGGCUACCCUCACAGUAGUCUGAGCAAAGAGCAGGUGAGAGACACAGUGAGCUCAGCCCUGGCUCACCACUUCGGGAAGGAAGGCCUGCAUCUCGCUCUCUGGGUCCUGAGGGCUGACUUGCCUCUGUGUCUGGAUGAAAGCUAUCACACAAUUCAGUUCAUCCAGGAACUUCUGGGUCCCACAUGGAAUGAUUUCACUGCAGUUCUACUUACUCAUGCAGACAAGGCAGAAGAGGCUGGAUUCAGUGAGGAAGCAUACUUGCACAGUGCCUCAAGUACCCUGGUGUCACUUUUGAGCUCAGUACAGCAUAAAUACAUCUUCCUAGACAACCAGAAGAGCAUAAUUAAGGAGGAAAGAGCUACUGUCUUAAGAAAGCUCUUGAAUUUUAUAAAACAAAAUAAUUAUCAAGUGCUUUCACUUAAACACAGCAAGGCAUAAAAUUAGCUUUCAGGUGCUC